UUUUGAAUUUCUAAUUCAGUCGGUGGGGCGGCGGCCUUUGUCUUAGCUGGGGAAGGGAUUGGAAGGGGUUGGCCGAGGCGGCGGAGGGAACGGGGAGCUCCUCGCCGCUCGCCGGUGAUUAGCGGCAGGUCGGCCAGGCGAAGACGGCGCCCGGCGAGUCACCCCACAAGCGGGGUUUGUUCGCGGGAGGCGUGCUUCACAGGGAGGGCCGCAGGCAAGAGAGGUGUUGGUCUGGAGAGGAGCUCGGCCGUAGCUACCCCUUCGUGCUCGCCACCAGCAAGCGCCGUCGAUGGGUGAUGUAGUAUUCGCCGGAGCCGGUGGGGCGCAAGAGAUGAUUGUGGAUUUUUCCCAAAGAAGAUAAUGGAGAUAUGGGAACCAGCCUUGGAUCCGCGGAAGCAUUUCUCACAGGAUGAUAUCCAGAAUAUAAGGAUUCAAUAUAUGAAUCAACUAUUCUUUUGGAAGAAAAACACCGCAGACAAGAGGCUUGUCACUGAUUUCAACCUACAGGGUGAUUUCGUCGACAAUCCUGCAUGAUAGCUUUGGUUUCUCUAUGUAUUUUGGGCCUGUUGGACGUAUAUCAAGAGAAAGAGAGUUCGCCUACUUUUUUUCCGAUGUCUCACAAAGAACUUUUUUUUAACACCACAAAGAACAUUGUUAGUGGAGGGGGAUAGGGGGGAGUUUUGUCUUGGACGUACAAACACCUCACGCCCGUUGUAAAUGGGGGAGUUUUGUCUUGGAUGUGCAGACACCUCAUGCCUGUUGUAAAUGGGGAAGUUUUGUCUUGGAUCUACAGACAAGCCCUUUUUUGUGCCAUGCGCGUGCGUUGAACAGCGAUGACGGCAUGGUUGUUGCCGGAUAUGUCAAUUCUAUUUUUGUUUGUUCGCGUUAUAUUGACUUUUUUAGCAGUAGUGCUUUCUGAAUUUAGUGCUCAUGGAUCAUUGACUGUUUGGCUGGCCAGGGAGGAGCUAUGUUUUUCUUCAUAGCAUUUUUCUGUUUCUCCUGUUUUUUGUUCAACUUUUGCACGACGCCAUCUUUUUUUUGUUCUUUUGGUAACAUAGGCUCUUACAGGUUAAGCUACAAGCCAAGCAGUAACAAAAGCAAACAAAUUCUGCAUAUGCCCAUCAGUUUUCAAUCGCCCGUGCAAGCAUUUUUUGUUUUGGUUCAGCAUAGAUACCAACAAUUUUUUCUCUUCUUUUUUCAAGUUUUCCCAUUCAACAUUUCUCGAAAAAAAUUGUAAACCUUUCUGUCAAUCUUUUUUGCUUUAUCUUUUUUCUGAAGUUUAUACAAUGACUGAUAAAAUAGUAUCUUUUGUUACUUUUUUUUCAUUCUUGCAGGUACAAGCAAAGAAAAUCAGAGUUGCAGGUCAGGAGCUUUUUCAUUUUCAUCAUUUUCAUUUUGAAGCUGGAUAUUUUCUCGAGGAUGCUGCUGCAUUCUCUCACUGCUGCAGUUGCAAACCGACAUCAGUAGUUAAGUUCCUGGCGAUGAUGUCUUAGCUUUUCUUCCUCUCAACGUUCUGUUGCCCUGCAUAUAAGUUCCACAUCUUUUGUCCUUUUUUCCGAUUUUAUUUUAUUCUUUCCACCCUACCUCAAGUCUUGGUGUGUUGGUUGACGUGUCGGUGUUUUCCAAUACUUGAGCCACCCCUGUUUGUGGUAAAUGUACCAGAGCUUCACCCUCAUUACCUGCUUGACCGAUGUCACUAACAUACGAGCACGACUCCUGCCCCUGCACACGAGUUUGCACAAAGUUUAUCUCAUUUUUUCCCUUAGCAUGUGUUUUUUUUUUGUUUUUAAAAAUCAAUUUUAAAUGUUCCGCGCACCUGGGCAUUGAUGCUGUGAGAGCCUCUAUUUAGGUCAAUAUAACCCCGCAACAGCGCAACAUAAGAGAAGUUUGGCUUUUUCAUCAUCGUCAAUAUUUCUGUCGGUUUCCAGACGUAAUUUGCAAGGCAUAAAAAAUAAGCAAAAAAUAAGAAGCAUUUUUUUCAUCCAUUUUUUGCACCUGCAUGAAUAUAGUUUCUUGGCUUCCAAGGCAUUGAUCCUGGAUAUCCUCAUUCCCACUGUCAUUCACCUACAAAAUUCAGUCUCUUGUAAAUACAAUAUGAACUCAAAAACAAAUAUGUGAGCAACAAGCAUCAAGCAUGGAAAUUGCAGAUCAUGUCUCUUUUGAGUCUUCUUUCUUCAGUCUUUAGGAAGUGUUUGUUUCUUCAGUCUUUAGGAAGUGUUUGUUUCUUCAGUCUUCUUUUCUCUGCCUUCAGUCCUUCACUUUCCAGUGUUUCUUGAGUCAUCUUACUAUUCAACCACCAUUCUGUCUUGUUUAUUCAACCCUCUUUUCUCUCUAUCUCUAGUUCUUCAGUUUUCCGUCUCUUUAGAAUCUUUGUUUCAGUGUUUCUGUAGUCUAGUCUUCAGUUUUCAGUACCUUUAUAUAAUUUUGUUUCAGUCAUUAGUGUUUCUUUUAUUCUUUUAGUUUUCAUUACCUAUUAAUCUGACCUCAGCUCAAUCUCUUUAAUCAGUACUCGUGCUAGUAUUUCCUUAGUCUGUGAGCCUGCAUCAUUGUUCAGUCACACUAAAUUUUGUCAAUUUUCUAUAGUUAAUAAUUCAGUUAUCAGUUUCUUUUAAAUUUUUGUCAAUUGUGAUCCUUCCUCACCUAAGUUCUUCAGUUUGUUUCUUAGUCUAUGAGCUUGCAUCAUUGUUCAGUCUAUCAGUCUAUAAGUCCCUAGUGCUUACUCACUCUGUCAUUUUCCAGUAAGUCCCUGCUCAUUUUCUAGCUUUUUUCUGUACCUGUAGGGGUUGGUGUCAUUUUCUUCAGUUAUGUUACUAGUUUCAGUGUUGGGUGUCGUUUUCUUCAGUUUUGUGUGUUACCAGUUACCACAUAGGUAGGUUAGUUAGUAUUCAUUGUUCAUUCUUAAUUUAGUAUUCAUUGUUUCGAUCGUAAGCCCAACACAGCCUACAAGCACUAAGAUUUAGUUAUGCUUGUCUAGACGGUUUUCUUAUUUAUGAGUGUUCAGACCUUCAGUUGCUCCAGUCCAUGUUAAGUCUUCUCAAAUAAAGCUCUCAAUCAUAGUUUCUAGUUUGUCAAGAAAUCCCAGCUAGUUUAGCAAGUUUGUUCAUACAGUUUUCAGUUUAUCUGCAUUUUGUCAUUUCACUACUUUAGCCUCAUAUUUAUUUCUUCACGUCAUUUUUUCGAGAUCAGAUCCAUGCUGGAAAUGGGUCGAAUGGGGCGUCAGUGGUAUCGAAUCCCACCAUGAUCAGAUACAUGCUUUUGAAGCUCAGAGAUACAACUCUCAGAGCAAGAUAAUAUUUUAUGGAUCUGCGCCAACAAGCCUACCGACACCUGUGUCGCUUCCAACGGCUCUAGCAGCCAAGGAAUGGCCUGUUUUGCGGGGCCGGGAUUUAAGAUAGAGCUUCUAGAAGAUCGCUAUUCCAGUGAUCGGAGGCGAUGGUCAUAGCAAAGCACGUCCGGAGCUCCUCCACGCAGUGUCUUCCGUCGCCGGCUCAAGGUGGAAGUCGUAGCACCGGCGGAGGUGACCGUGACGGCGUGACGAUGCCCGUUCAAGGCUACUGAAGCACGGCAUGCAACAACCCCGCCGCAAACAAUGCCGAUCCACGGCUGAUCCAGUCAGAAAAAAACCCGCCCCGCCUAAAACCACCACCAAGAAGCUCCGCACCCGCACACGCGCGGGCCGCCGAGGCCAACCGUUUCGUGGGUGAUGCUGAUGCGUGGACGGACGGAGGGCAUGGCGCGCGCGCAUGUCGCUCCCUGCGCUCCCGCGCGGCCACAGCGCCAUCCCUUUAAACUCAACGCCUCCCUCCUAUUUUAGGACUAGCGGGAGCGCGAACUUGUGGCCCCUAGCUUCCACGCACCAUGUCCCUCCUCCACGUCCGGCUCGCCGCCGCGGCGAUCGCCGUCGUCGCGCUCGUGGCCGGCGGGGACGCCUACCAGCUCACCAAACCAGGCACCGUCAUCUCGUACGACCGCCGCUCGCUCAUGGUGGACGGACAGAGGGACAUCUUCUUCUCCGGCUCCAUCCACUAUCCACGCAGCCCUUUCCACGAGUGGCCCGACCUCAUCGCCAGGGCCAAGGAAGGCGGCCUCAACGUCAUCGAGUCCUACGUCUUCUGGAACGUCCAUGAACCCGAGAUGGGCGUGUACAACUUCGAGGGGAGGUACGACAUGAUCAAGUUCUUCAAGCUGAUCCAGGAGCAUGAGAUGUACGCCAUGGUCCGUAUCGGGCCCUUUGUCCAGGCGGAGUGGAACCAUGGAGGGCUGCCUUACUGGCUCCGGGAGGUCCCCGACAUCAUAUUCCGCACAGACAAUGAGCCUUUCAAGAAGCUCAUGCAGAAGUUUGUCACUCUCGUAGUGAACAAGCUCAAGGAGGCCAAGCUCUUCGCAUCACAAGGAGGCCCUAUCAUUCUAGCGCAGAUCGAGAAUGAGUACCAGCACAUGGAAGCGGCGUUCAAAGAAAACGGCACCAGGUACAUCGAAUGGGCAGCUAAGAUGGCCAUCAGCACCGACAUCGGGGUGCCAUGGAUCAUGUGCAAGCAGACUAAAGCUCCAGCGGACGUGAUUCCUACCUGCAACGGUAGGCACUGCGGAGAUACAUGGCCAGGUCCAGUUGACAAGAACAAACCCCUGUUAUGGACCGAGAACUGGACUGCUCAAUACAGAGUAUUCGGUGAUCCUCCGUCUCAGAGAUCUGCCGAGGACAUUGCGUUUGCCGUGGCGCGGUUCUUCUCGGUGGGGGGCAGCAUGGUGAACUACUACAUGUACCACGGAGGAACAAACUUUGGAAGAACGGGUGCCUCUUUCGUGAUGCCGAGAUACUACGACGAGGCGCCUCUGGACGAAUUCGGAAUGUUCAAAGAGCCCAAGUGGGGCCAUCUGAAGGACCUGCACCAUGCUUUGAGGUUGUGCAAGAACGCUCUCCUCUUUGGGACCCCCUCCACGCAGCCAUUGGGCAAACUCUACGAGGCGCGGGUGUUCGAGAUCCCGGAGCAGAAGGUGUGCGUGGCGUUCCUGUCCAACCACAACACCAAGGAGGACGGGACGGUGACGUUCCGCGGGCAGAAGUACUUCGUGCCCCGGCGGUCUGUCAGCAUCCUGGGCGACUGCAAGACGGUGGUGUUCAGCACGCAAUACGUGAACGCGCAGCACAACCAGCGCACCUUCCACUUCACGGACCAGACGGUGCAGAACAAUGUGUGGGAGAUGUACACGGAGGGGGACCAGGUGCCCACCUACAAGUUCAGCACCGACCGGAGCGAGAAGCCCCUCGAGGCCUACAACAUGACCAAGGACAAGACCGACUACCUCUGGUACACAACCAGCUUCCUGCUGGACCCUGAGGACCUGCCGUCCAGGCUAGACAUCAAGCCGGUGCUGGAGGCGAGCAGCCAUGGGCACGCCAUGGUGGCGUUCGUCAACAAGAAGUUAGUCGGCUGCGGCCAUGGCACAAAGAUGAACAAGGCCUUCAGCCUGGAGAAGCCCAUCGAUGUCAAGGUCGGCAUCAACCACAUCUCCAUCCUGUCCAGCACGCUGGGGUUGCAGGACAGCGGGUCCUACCUGGAGCGCCGGCAGGCCGGCGUGCACUCGGUCACCAUCCAGGGCCUCAACACGGGGACGCUGGACCUCACCAGCAACGGGUGGGGUCACAUCGUGGGCCUGGACGGCGAGCGCAAGCAGGCUUUCACGGAAAAGGGCGGCGAGGUGCAGUGGCAACCCGCGGUGUUCGACAAGCCGCUCACGUGGUACCGGCGGCGCUUCGACAUGCCCAGCGGGGAGGACCCCGUGGUGAUCGACAUGAACCCGAUGGGCAAGGGCAUCCUGUUCGUCAACGGCGAAGGGCUGGGGCGAUACUGGAGCUCGUACAAGCACGCGCUGGGGCGGCCGUCGCAGUACCUGUACCACGUGCCGCGGUGCUUCCUGAAGCCGACGGGGAACGUGCUGACCAUCUUCGAGGAGGAAGGCGGGCGGCCGGACGCCAUCAUGAUCCUGACGGUGAAGCGCGACAACAUCUGCAGCUUCAUCUCGGAGACCAACCCCGGGCACGUGCGGUCGUGGGAGACCAAGGACAGCCAGCUGACGAUGGUGGCGGACGACCUGAAGCCGCGGGCGGUGCUGACGUGCCCGGAGAAGAAGAUGAUCCAGCAGGUGGUGUUCGCCAGCUACGGGAACCCGCUGGGGAUCUGCGGCAACUACACGUUUGGCAACUGCCACACGCCCAAGGCCAAGGAGAUUGUGGAGAAGGCGUGCGUGGGGAAGAGGAGCUGCGUGCUGGCCGUGUCGCACGAGGUGUACGGCGGGGACCUCAACUGCCCGGGCACCACGGCCACGCUGGCCGUGCAGGCAAAGUGCUCCAAGAGGCAGAGGACCGCCGAGCAAUAAGUAACCUAAGCUCACAUAUGUACUGCUAUGUAGAUGAUCUCAUCACCUUGACCUUUUUGCCUUUUUCAUGCUUGUUGUUUGGGAUACAUGUUGUACUCAGGUUGUUGAUUCCUGUGAAUUGUUCUAGGAGUA
This is a messenger RNA of Triticum urartu, 6510 nucleotides long. The record is from RefSeq and is a predicted model, not a curated record. Lineage: Eukaryota; Viridiplantae; Streptophyta; Magnoliopsida; Poales; Poaceae.